Striga asiatica is the source of this 733-nucleotide messenger RNA. The record is from the annotation of a GenBank genome assembly. NCBI's taxonomy places the organism in Eukaryota, Viridiplantae, Streptophyta, Magnoliopsida, Lamiales, Orobanchaceae.
CCGACCAAUCCGCCUUAAUAAGUAGCCACAAUCAGAAGGGACAAAAGGGAAAAUAAAAAUAAAAGUCUAUGGAAAUUACCCAACUUUAUUCCCGCCAUAAUAUCUUCCCUUCAACUCAUUUUUCCCCUUAUAAUUUAAUCCUCCAAAAUCAAAACUAUGUUCACUGGACUCAAACCCCUGAAUCCCACAUUUAUUCAGCUGCAAUCCCAGGUGUACAGAAAGAGAACUUAAGAGUGGAGGUCGAGGACUCGAUAUACCUCAUCAUCAGAACCGAGGCGGCGGCGGCAGAGUCUGGCCGGAGCUUUAAUCGGAAAUUCCGGCUGCCGCGUCGGGUGGACGUCGGGGGGAUCUCCGCCGAGUACGUCGCCGGAGUCCUGACGGUCACGGUGCCGAGAUCUAUAGUGAGGAGGGGAUUGCUCAUUGACCCUGCUGACGUGUCGGAAAGCUUGCAGCUUCUUGCAAGAGCUGCUUGAUAUUUUUUGCAAAUUUAAGCACUUUGAAUGAAAAUCGCAAUUAAUUUCGCCUUUUUAGACAUUUGUGAGUGUGAUUAUGUAGUUAAAAAGGGCUUGAAAGUUGAAACUUGAAGAGGGCACCACAAUUAAGAUGAAGACCAAAACACUCGUUUGUUACAUCGGUGCUGAUAAAAAAAAAAUUAUAUAAGUCAAAGUUUUUAUUUUAAGCUUCAUUGAUCAAUAAAAAAUUAUAUUAUUAUCCAUAUUAAUAACAAAACUCG